AUGGCGCUGGAUCUAGACGACGGAUAUGUGGCUCCGGGCUUGAGCUCAGGCGGCGGUGGUGGUAUCGAGACUUCGCUGCCCAUCUUCAACGUCGAGCGAGUGCAGUUGCAGUUCAACAUCGCGUCCGACUUUGUGGCCGGGCAGGUCGCCAACAACGUCCUGAUCCUGGCGCUGGCCACGGGGCGCAUCUUGCGGAUCGAUCUCGAGAGCCCUUCGGACAUUGAUGAUGUCGACCUGCCCAAGAAGACCAGCGAGGUCGGGCUCAUCCGCCGCAUGUUCCUCGACCCUUCGGCCUCCCAUCUGAUCAUCACCACCACCCUUGGCGAGAACUUCUACCUGCACAGCCAGUCGAAGCAGCCCAAGGCACUGUCGCGGCUAAAAGGCAUAUCCAUCGAGUCGAUUGCUUGGAACCCUUCACAACCCACGGCCUCUACGCGGGAGAUCUUGGUGGGCGGGACGGAUGGGAAUGUCUACGAGAUCUACAUUGAGCCGGCGUCCGAGUUCUAUCGCCGCGAAGAACGAUAUUGCACACAUGUUUGGAAGAUCCCGGACGGCGCCGUCACGGGCCUCUGGGCGGAGACAAUCGACGGCAAGGCAGACAUACGGAGAGUGAUUGUGGCAUCACAUUCGAGACUGUGUCACUGGAUAGGCAAGACGGGCGGCCGAGGAAAAGAAGGCUCAGCUUCCAUCUAUGCCGAUCUCUUCUCCAAGGAAGCCCCUAUCACUCACGACACCACAGGCGCCUCCGCAACCGCGCCGUCAUGUUUUUCGGUGUCGCCUGAGUUCCAAGAUGCUGGCCCGGACUCGUAUCGCAGUUUCGCCUGGUUAUAUUCCCAGGGUGUCCUGACAGGAAAGCUGUUGACCUCCCCCACAUCCUCCAGUCUAGGCUCCAAGAUUUUUGGUGAGGCGAAACUCCACCCGCGAUCCGUGUUUCCGGAAACGAUAUCUGCUCGCGGUGGACGAAAGUUGAUACAAGAUCCCAUUGUCUCUGCGAUUCUGUCUCAAUGGCACGUCUUGGCCCUCGCCGAAGGUCGCAUUGUCGCCGUCAAUCGCCUUGAUGGGAGUGUUGUGUACGAUCAGGCGGUGCUGGAACCUGGACAGUCUGCUCUUGGCUUGGUGGCGGACCAGAAGAAGAACACGUACUGGCUUUUUACCAGCCAAGAAAUCUUCGAGGUGGUGGCAAACGACGAGGAGCGGGAUAUCUGGAAGAUCAUGCUGAAACAACAAGAUUACGACGCUGCUCUUCGCUAUGCCAAAGGAGCGGCACAGAAAGAUUCUGUUGCGACUGCUUCCGGAGACUAUCUGUCGAGCAAAGGGCAGUUCUUGGAGGCGGCAAGCGUAUGGGGAAAGAGCAGCAAAGCAUUCGAGGAAGUGUGCCUAUCUUUAAUUGACAAUGGGCAAGAAGAAGCCUUGAGGAGAUAUUUGUUGGCCAAGUUGGGCUCAUACAAGAAGUCAUCGAUCAUGCAGCGAGUCAUGAUAGCAACAUGGCUCGUGCAGAUCUUCAUGGCCAAGUUGAACUCGCUGGACGAUAUGGUCGCCACAAAAGCGGAAUUGCUGGAGCACACGGACGCCGGAGGGGCAAAACGAGAUCUGGAAAAGGCACGGACCGAGUUCCAAGAAUUUGUGGCCAAGUACAAGUCGGAUCUUGAUGCAAAGACAGUCUAUGAGAUCAUCUCGAGCCACGACAGAGAAGAGGAGCUCCUAUUCUUCGCCAACACCAUCACCGACUACGACUACGUUUUGUCGUACUGGGUACAAAGAGAGAAAUGGAAUGAGGCGCUGUCUGUGCUCAACAAACAAAGCAAUCCCGAGACGUUCUAUCGGUACAGCAAUGUGCUCAUGGCGCAUGUUGCGGUUGGAUUGGUAGAGAUUUUGAUGCGAAGAAGCAAUCUCGACCCGCAAAAGCUUGUACCCGCCCUUCUCAGCUACAAUGAGAAUGCCAACGUUCCCUUGAACCAGAAUCAGGCGGUGCGGUACCUGAACUUUGUUGUAACAAACAAUUUCGAGGUGCCUGCCUCUGUUCACAAUGCGCUUAUUUCGAUCAUGGCUGCACAUCCGUCGCCAUCAGAAACUAUGCUGUUGGGAUACCUUGAAAGCCAGCCUUCUCCGCCAUUCUACGACGCGGACUUUGCAUUGAGGCUUUGUAUUCAGCAUAACCGAGUACAGUCAUGCGUGCACAUUUACAGUACCAUGGGACAAUACCAGCAAGCGGUGGAACUUGCACUGCAGCACGAUGAUAUUGACCUGGCGGCAAUUGUCGCCGAUCGACUAGAGGGCAACGACAAAGUGAGAAAGCGGUUAUGGCUGCUUAUCGCCGAGAAGAAAAUCAAGGAAGCUGCGACCAUCAAAGAAGCGAUCAAUUUCUUGAAGAGAUGCGAGCUGCUCAAGAUCGAAGAUCUGAUCCCGUUUUUCCCUGAUUUCGUGGUUAUUGACGAUUUCAAAGAGGAAAUAUGCGAGGCACUCGAGGAAUAUUCGCGGCACAUUGACAGCCUCAAGCAGGAAAUGGAUCUCUCGCAACACACGGCAGAGCAAAUCAAAGCCGAGAUUGCAGCACUAGACCACCGCUAUGCCAUCGUGGAGGCGGGGGAGCGGUGUUGGAUCUGCACGCUCCCGGUCUUGAGCCGGCAGUUUUUCGUGUUCCCCUGUCAGCACGCCUUCCACAGCGACUGCCUGGGCAAACGCGUGCUUGAGAGCUCGGGGAGCAGCAAGAGGAAGAGGAUCAAGGACCUUCAGACGGAGGUCAACCAGGGGUUGAGUGUGGGCGUCCAGCGCCAGAAGCUAGUUGCCGAGCUGGACGGAUUGGUUGCUGAGCAAUGCGUUCUGUGCGGGGACUUGGGCAUCAAGCAGAUUGAUGAGCCCUUUGUUCAUGAGGGCGAUGAUGUGGAAGCUUGGACUAUCUGA
Messenger RNA from Fonsecaea multimorphosa CBS 102226, 2901 nucleotides. RefSeq lists its product as uncharacterized. The transcript has 2 exons. Gene Ontology annotation, molecular function: protein-macromolecule adaptor activity. Lineage: Eukaryota; Fungi; Ascomycota; Eurotiomycetes; Chaetothyriales; Herpotrichiellaceae. The coding region runs from base 1 to 2901 and encodes 966 amino acids. Gene Ontology annotation, biological process: intracellular protein transport; organelle fusion; vacuole organization. Gene Ontology annotation, cellular component: endosome; HOPS complex. The record is from RefSeq and is a predicted model, not a curated record.